CAGUCACCCCCCUCUCAGCCUAACCUACCUCAUAGGGGAGUUGGGAGGGUAAAAGUGUGGGGCAGGGAGCUGGAAGGACCAUUUGCGCGACUGAAAAGCCUCUUGGAGGAAAGGCGAAGUAGAUGAAGGAGUUGUUGGGUGUGUUUUGCAACUGAUGAGGAUGACAGAACAGCAGAGUGGGUGAGACCAUGCAGGUGUAGAGGCUCUACGAAAUGGGUUCAUCAAACUUGUCUACAGCGCUGGGUGGAUGAAAAACAGAGAGGGAACAGUACAGCUCGUGUUGCCUGUCCUCAGUGCAAUGCAGAAUACUUAAUAGUCUUUCCAAAACUAGGUCCAGUUGUUUAUGUCUUGGACCUGGCAGAUCGCCUUAUCUCAAAAGCCUGUCCGUUUGCUGCAGCUGGAAUAAUGGUGGGCUCUAUCUACUGGACAGCUGUCACUUAUGGAGCUGUAACAGUGAUGCAGGUUGUGGGUCAUAAAGAAGGCCUCGAUGUCAUGGAAAGAGCUGAUCCUUUAUUCCUUUUAAUUGGACUUCCCACCAUCCCAGUUAUGCUUAUAUUGGGAAAGAUGAUUCGCUGGGAAGACUAUGUGCUUAGAUUGUGGCGAAAAUAUUCUAACAAACUACAGAUUCUGAACAGCAUAUUUCCAGGGAUUGGAUGUCCUGUUCCUCGUAUUCCAGCUGAGGCCAACCCUCUGGCAGAUCACGUCUCUGCUACUCGCAUUCUCUGUGGAGCUCUUGUCUUUCCCACUAUUGCUACGAUAGUUGGCAAGUUGAUGUUCAGCAGUGUUAACUCUAAUCUUCAGCGAACAAUUUUGGGCGGAAUUGCUUUUGUUGCUAUAAAAGGAGCUUUCAAGGUCUAUUUCAAACAGCAGCAAUAUUUGCGACAAGCUCAUCGGAAAAUUUUAAACUAUCCUGAGCAAGAAGGUGCAUAAAUGACUGUGGGUGUCAGACUUUUACAAUCUCAUCUGCUAUAUUCAGCAGCAAUGUACCAAUACUAUUAUUUGGCUAAAGGAGCUGAAAAUGGAGGAUAUGUUGCUGUUUUUUGUCGUCGGUCCCCCCCCCCAUCCCCCCAUAGAAUAAUAAAAUACCUUAUUAUGGCAGGGCAAAUCCUCCUUAGUUGUUGAUCCUAAGAAUGUGAUUUGUUUUCACUGAUGUGUUUACUUUGAGGCGGAAGACAUCUGAAUCAUUUUCCUAUGGGCAAAUGUUGCCUUCUUUCAAAACGGAAGCCAAACAGUUGUGAAGUUAAUAAAUUAUGUGCAAACUGUAUUGAAUUAUAUUUUUUUGCUUAUUGCAGUAAAUGCACAGUACUUUGCUAAAUGGGCCAAUAUAAGAAACUUCUAAAAAUAUGCAUAGUUUAUUAUUGCCAAGUGGAACUCUGGAAUGUCAGUUAAUAAGGGUUCCCGUAUUCAUAGAGGAAGCUAAAGAAUAAGCCUCAAAUUAGUGAUAGCAGAACUCAACUCAUUUUCUUGCUAGUUCACAUAGUCCAUCAUAACAGCCCAGAUUGUUAGAAGUUUCAUUAAAUAUAGAAAAACCUGUCUGGGUCUGAUAACUUGGAACACCAGCAAAUUGCUUUUUUAUUUUUUUAAAGAAUUCAACAGAUUGCUGUCUUUUGGCUCUUUCAUUGUAAUGCAAGUAGCAUUAUAUAUAAUUAACUCCUGUCUGCCACCAGUAAAAUUGAAAAACUGAAUUACAAUCUAUAUGUGACUCGUUUCAAUAUUAGACUGUUGCUUAGUGCCCGUAUGCUGUGGAAGCACAACCAAAUUGUGGAGUCAUCAUUCAGGCUAAAUCAAGAAGCAAGGGUUCAAAAACAAGCACUGGUAACACACAGCUGUGUUGAGAAGAAAGUAUAAAUGUUCAGUUGUGAAUGUUAAAAGACUAUUGAUUACACAAGUAAAUCCUGCUUUACUGAAGUAAGUUUUCUAUUUUCUAUUUUUAUUUUUUUAAGACUUAUCUGGCGCUCACCUUAACUGCAUCUCUUUUGAAAUAUGUUUUCAAAGUGUCCUAGAUUUUGGUGGCACCUAUAAGUGAAUUAUUUGGAUUGGAGCAUAGGUUCCAAUCUAGACAUGUGUGCAGAAGUCCCAUUCCAGUUGAUGAGAUGGAUUUCCUAGUACAUGGCAGGAUUGAGGUUGAUAAGGGAGAUAUUUAAAUUGCACUUUUUCUUAACAGUAGAAAUUAGUGUAUCAGUGUUUAAAUGUUGGGUUCUGUAAAAGUCACAUCAUCGCGAUGUAACAAAUGACAGUCAUUCUGGGUUUACAAGUCAUAUUUGCUUUGGCAGGAUUAAAGAACCAUUGAGUGUCUCUUAAACUCUCAAAUUAUGUUCAAAUUCAAAUAUCUAAUGCAUGGAAAAUGUAAUAAACACAUCUUUUUUAAGUACUGGUAAAUUGUUGACCAGAAGUGAUGCAAAUGAAAAAAAGAGUCUUUGUUUGAUUGUAAUAACGUAUGCUAAAGAAAUAUUAUUAUUUCCAUAGCAAGCUUUACUUUAAAUAUAAAAAUGUAAUAUUUUAAAAGGUAAUAAUGACCAGCUAGUAUUUCAGCAUUGGUACAUGUGGAAAAACCUAAAGCAUAACAGAAUACUUUAGUUUCUUGUUGUAAGUUCUAAAAAACCCCCACUGUAAGUCAAUUUGACUUUUGAUAUCUAUAUAUUUAUAUAUUCAGCAGUAUCCUGCAGAAUGUUGGCUUUCUAUGAGUUUUCAGCACUAUAAAACAUUUCUUGCAGAAAUUCCUGUUGUGAGAUGAAGCCUUCUAGGUGAUCUUUAUAUACACCAGCUCUUUGAUACCUGCUGGUUUUUAAGCAAUCUCUUACAAAACCUAAAAGUACAGAUUGGUUGGUCUAAAAUUUUGUUCUAUGGUAAAAUUGCUGAAAUUAUUGUUUUAUCACUACAAAUGUACUGUGAAGAAUGUGGGAUUAUAUUUUAAAUUCAGUAGCGAAAAGCAUUACCUUGGUUACUGUGCUGUUGACAUGUUUUUAGUAAUGCAAUUUACGAUCACAUACUGGAUUAGAUUGAAUAAAGUUUUUUAUAUUCUUUAGGUGUAUGGUGUCAAAUAUAGUAACAUAGAUUGCUUUAAUCCCUUUAAAUGUUUGGGGGAAUAAACUAUUAAACACUGAACCAUAUCCAUUGCUUAAUUUAACAACGAAUAUAUUAGUUUGAUUAUUUCUACUAGCUUCUUCUUCUUUGGCGAUCACUCGUAGCCGAGUAAGAUUGUCUUCCAUAAACACGGUUUUAACAAUGAGUCCAUAAGUGACUGUGGAGGCCAAUUCUGGAUUCGCAUGUCCUUCCACAGUAGGGACAUUGGUUUCCAGGCAGGAGUUGAUCACGGUGUGGAUUUGCCAAGCAUGCCUUCCUCUUAGCAUGUUUCUCACUUGCGUCCUGAGAUCGAGUGUCUUCAAAGCACAUGACACCUUUGGUAAAGGCUGUUCUCCAACUGGAGCGCUCGCAGGCCAGUGUUUCCCAGUUGUCGGUGUUUAUACUACAUUUUUUUUAGAUAUGCCUUGAGACAGUCUUUAAACCUCUUGUUGGCCACCAGCAUUACGCUUUCCAUUUUUAAGUUCGGAAUAGAGUAGUUGCUUUGGAAGACGAUCAUCAGGCAUCCGCACAACAUGACCAGUCCAAUGAAGUUGGUGUUUCUACUAGCAUACAUCAACUAGCAACAUCAGAUUUCAUCUCCCAUAAAGGCGCUUGCUGUUCAUUAUCCCAGUUCUACGAGAGCAUCUUCACUCUGCCCAGAUUUAGUUAUGCAGGAUUAUGUUGUACUGUCGAUAAUUCCUUUCUCUUUUCCACUGCAGAUCCUUGGACCAUGCCACCAUUUGCUUUGCUUAAUUUCAUAAAACGGCUGAGCCCACCUUCUCCAACCCCAAAUUAGUUAACCUAUUGCUUUAUGCUAAAUGAGCAUUGGGAAAUGCAAGUUGUGUGGUUCUGGAAGUGAUAUUUCUAUUGCUAUGUAGGAGAUUGAAAGCCUCAAUGUGCGGUUGAGACAUUGGUGUUGGAAAGAGGGGUUUGAAUUUGUUAGGCACUGGAAAGUGGAAUCAAGGAUUCAAAGAGCCCCAUGAUAUAGGGAAGCAUUGUCACAUGCAAAUUAAUGCUUGGCUGAUGUUGUAUGCCUACAGCAGCUUCAAAAUUGGGUUGGUGGCUAUUCUAGAGGGUUUCUUCAGUUUCUGGAGUGGCUUUUCAGGGGUUGCAGUGGGAAGGGGAUGUCACAAGGAAGAAGCAAAAGUUCCCAUGCACAGACAGAAGAUCCACAAGUGCACUGGCCUUGCGCCUAUUUGUGCAGUAAACCAGGAAACUUGCGUGCAAGGCAGCUCUGUGUACACAGCAAAAUCUCUUUGUCCACAAGGAAUUGCUGUGUUGUGCCAACUUCUGUAUUACAAUUGCAGAGCCUUUGCUAAUCCCGGUCUUCUUCCAUUUAGAUCACCAUUAAGAGUGCUCAUACCCAAGCUUUACAAAUUCCAGCAGAUGCAUUAGGUGUCUCAUCAAAAGAUGUGUAAAAUCCAUGGGGUUCUAGGAGUUUGUUCAGUAUUCAAGUAACCUUUGUUUAUAUAGCAAGGAUGGCUCAUGUGAUCUACACACACACACACACACACA
Zootoca vivipara (common lizard) is the source of this 4578-nucleotide messenger RNA. Lineage: Eukaryota; Metazoa; Chordata; Lepidosauria; Squamata; Lacertidae. The record is from RefSeq and is a predicted model, not a curated record.